Molecule: messenger RNA, 1263 nt
Organism: Marmota flaviventris (yellow-bellied marmot)
Lineage: Eukaryota; Metazoa; Chordata; Mammalia; Rodentia; Sciuridae
Gene: Cyb5r2
Product: cytochrome b5 reductase 2
Cellular component (GO): mitochondrion
Molecular function (GO): FAD binding; oxidoreductase activity
Source: RefSeq, a predicted model, not a curated record
UUGGGUGGAGAAAUGAACAGGCUGGCCUUGCGUGCCCGGCGCGGUGGCAGAGUUGAGGGCGGUUGCGGGAAGGCCCGCCAAGCCUCUAGCAGGACCCUUCCCUGCUGCUGGCCCUUGCGGUCGUUGGGGUUACAGUGCUUGUGUUUGCCCUGAAGAACAUGAACUCCAGGAAAAGAGAUCCUAUCACCUUACAGGACCCUGAUGCCAAGUACCCAUUGCCUUUGAUUGAGAAAGAGAAAAUCAACCACAACACCCGCCGGUUCCGCUUUGGAUUGCCCUCUCCAGAGCAUGUCUUAGGGCUUCCUGUAGGUAACUAUGUCCAUCUCAUGGCCAGAAUUGAUAAUGAUUUCGUGAUCAGGGCAUACACACCUGUCUCAAGUGAUGAUGACAAAGGCUUUGUGGACUUAAUUAUAAAGAUCUACUUCAAAAAUGUACACCCUCAUUAUCCUGAAGGGGGGAAGAUGACUCAGUAUUUGGAGAAAAUGAAAAUUGGGGACACUAUCCUUUUUCGAGGACCAACGGGGCGCCUAUUUUACCAAGGGCAAGGAAACCUUGCAAUCAGACAGUACAAAACGAGCAUACCUGAGAAAAAACUGGUCUGUCACUUGGGAAUGAUUGCUGGGGGCACAGGCAUUACGCCCAUGCUGCAGCUCAUACGCCACAUCACCAAGAACCCCAUGGACAAGACCAGGAUGUCCCUCAUCUUUGCCAACCAGACAGAGGAGGAUAUCUUGAUGAGAAAGGAGCUGGAAGAAAUUGCCAAGACUCACCUAAACCAGUUCAAACUGUGGUACACCCUGGACAGGCCUCCCCUUGGCUGGAAGUACAGCUCAGGCUUUGUGACUGCUGACAUGAUCAAGCAGCACCUCCCACCCCCUGGGAAAACCACACUCAUCCUGGUUUGUGGCCCACCAGCCUUGAUCCAGACAGCGGCUCAUCCCAACCUGGAGAAGCUGGGUUAUACCAAGGAUAUGAUUUUCACCUACUAGUAUCUCCUGUACUCCUAGAAAAUUUCCUGGGACCCUUUCCUCUGUUUCAGAGUGAGUUCAACUUCUCCAUAUUAAACUGGGAUGUUUUUGAAGGUGCAUCUCUAUGCACCCUUGGGCCCCCACACUGGCAUUCCCCUUUUGAAUGUGGGGCCUAAGAAGAAGUGUUCAAGAGGCUGGAGACAAAAUGACUUCUGAGACCUCCUGCCUUGGAGGCUGGAAAGAGCUCUGUUAUGGUUAUCUUUCUCCAUAGUAAAAUAAACUUAAGUAGUCAGCA